AUGCCCAACCGCUUCUCUCUCAUCAUAGCCACCAUCCUGGCAUUCAUGCUCACUGCAGCAUCGCAGAUAUCCAACCCCAAAACCAACACGCUCAUCUGCUCCAAGCCCGGCGGAAGCUACUGCGUCUAUGGCUCUCUAAAGAACUCGGUUAUCAUCUCCUGUGCAUCUAAGAAUACCGUGGAGAUCCGUUCGUGCAAUCUGCUAUUAUCUAAUAUUCUCCCCGAGGGCUACGAGGAGCAAGCUAUCUGUUACGAAUCUACCCCUCCAACCGGGGACGCUGUCUGCGCCUUCAGGUGUACAGGAUACACCCUUCCCCUGGCCACCGUCCCGGUUCCGGAGUCGAUCCUGUGUGAUGAGGCCGGUCUCUGGGAUCAGUACCCUAACACUCCGGAUGUGAACAGUCAUCCCACCCUCACAUCAACAACUUCUUCCCACACCUACUAUGCUAUCUCACCCCAUGAGUCUAACCAAUUCAACGGGUAUGGUGACGACUCCGAGGACUUUAUCGACCUAUACUUCAACGAUCUAUCUUACUCGGAGCCGGAGUUGGAGUUGGAGUCGGAGUUCGGUGACGACGACUAUGGUUGACGUUAGUGCUACGGCAGUGGAUAAGGGCAGUUCUGGGACUGGGACUGGGGGUAUGUCGGUUGGAGCGAG
Molecule: messenger RNA, 657 nt
Organism: Aspergillus ibericus CBS 121593
Lineage: Eukaryota; Fungi; Ascomycota; Eurotiomycetes; Eurotiales; Aspergillaceae
Exons: 4
Coding region: 1-588 (195 amino acids)
Source: RefSeq, a predicted model, not a curated record